AUGAAGCUCAAGUCACUAAGUCAUUUAGACUUGAGCUUCAACACGUUCAGUGGAAUACCAAUUCCCAAGUUUUUAGGAUCACUGAUGCAUUUGCAAUAUCUGAACCCGUCAAAGGCUGGCUUUGCUGGUUUAAUUCCACCUCAUCUGGGAAACCUUUCUCACCUGCAGUCUCUCGGUCUCGCUGAUUAUAGCCUGCAUGUUGAAAAUCUAGAAUGGGUGGCUGGCCUCGUAUCUUUGAAACAUUUUAGAAUGGAUGGAGUCGACCUUUCAUCCGUAGCGACAACAGAUUGGGUUAGUGCAUUAAACCAGCUACCUUCUUUAAUGAAAUUGCAUCUAUCUUCUUGCCAACUUUUCGGACAAAUUCCAUCUCCUCCAUCUCUCAAUUUAACUUCACUUUCUGUCAUAGAUCUUAGUUUUAAUAAAUUUUCUUCUAUGAUUCCUGAUUGGCUAGUUAAUAUUAACACCUUACAACAUGUUGACAUAAACAAUAAUGAUCUGCAUGGAAAAAUACCACUUGGCUUAAGAGACCUACCAAACUUGCAGUAUUUGAAUUUAGGGAACAAUGAAAAUCUCAAAGCAAGUUGUUCUCAACUCCUGAUGAAAGGAUGGGAAAGGAUACAAGUACUUGAUUUAUCGAUUAAUAAAUUACACGAGAGACUUCCUUCAUCCAUUGGAAACUUGACCUAUCUUACUUACUUGGAUCUUCAUGAUAAUGCUAUUGAGGGUGGUAUUCCUAGUUCCAUUGGUCAACUCUGCAACUUGAAUAUUAUCGAUUUAUCAAGAAACAAGAUGACAAGAACUCUACCUGAAUUUCUUCUAGGAAUACAAAAUUGUCCUUCCAGAAAACCUCUUCCUAAUCUUGUGUAUUUUAUCAUGAGCUACAAUCAACUUCAUGGUAAAAUUCCAGACUGGUUAGUUCAAUUAGAAAGUCUAGCCGGUAUAGACCUUGCACGUAACCAGCUUGAAGGUCCCAUUCCUUUUUCCUUAGGGUCAUUGCAAAAUCUUAUAACCUUGAUACUUGAAAGGAAUCAAUUAAAUGGUACUCUCCCAAAGAGCUUAGGACAACUUUCAAAGUUAUCACGCUUAGAUGUUUCUUCCAAUCAAUUGACAGGCAUGGUGACUGAAGAUCAUUUUUCUAAGCUAAGUAAGUUGAAUUUCAAUUAUGUUAUGGUCAAGAACUAUGCUACCAAUUCACUCAUACCAUUAGUACCUACAUGA
Messenger RNA from Vicia faba (fava bean), 1218 nucleotides. NCBI's taxonomy places the organism in Eukaryota, Viridiplantae, Streptophyta, Magnoliopsida, Fabales, Fabaceae. The record is from the annotation of a GenBank genome assembly.